CGGUAUAAUAAAUAAUAAUGUUCUAUCCUUUAAUUGUAGCAUAGUAUCGAUUAAAUCCAGGGUUGUCUCUUAUGUUUUCGAGACAGCAUUAAAUAAAGAAAUGUUGUCAGUGAUUCAAGUCAAGUCAAAUAAUGUUGUUCUCUUUAUACUUUUCACAAAAAAGCAUAAGUGUUACUUGCUCUCUUUUGACGAUAGUCAUAUCUUUCCUGACAACAGGGCAAGGUGUGGUUGGUUUUGUGACUAUUAUUUAAUCCUGCGUAUGUACUUUUUUGAUAAUUUGGUAUUUUUUUUUUCUUACGAAAACUAAACAAUGUCGAACCAACAACGAUGGCAAGAUAAAUCUGGAGGUCGAUUCUCUAAUUUAAAAUCGCCUAGAAAAAGUAUAUUACGAGCAUCAGAAUCACCAGCAAGAUUUAAUUCGCCUUUAUAUUCACAAGAUCAAGGCCUCGAAGAAAGAAGAGUUAGUUUUGCUCCAGAUGCCAACCUCAGAUUAUUUAAUCAAACAGACUCUCCCAGCACAUCUGCCAGAUUCAUGAGCAACAUGGUGACUGAAGAAUUACACUUUACAGACAGUAUACAGGAUAUAUUCGAGGAAAAUGAGCCGUCUUUACUACAUGCUGAUAUCAUGGACUCCCCCGCAAGUCGAAGGGCGUCCGAAUCUCCAUCCGAUCGUAGAAAGAGGUAUUUCUUUAUAUAUAUUUCAUUGAUGAGGUGUAUGCUAACUAUACAAAGACGGCCUGAUCUGUUUGGUAGCCCAUUGGCACAUCCUAAAAGUCCUAAUGUGAAAGUGACAGGAGUACCACCCACUCUCUUAAACAGGGUCAACCAAGGUGAUCUAACUGAUUAUUUGCCAGGAUUAACAGGUUCGACUAUCAAACGAAAAAUUAAUAUUUUCGAUGAGGAUGACGAUGAAGAUGAGGAGGAUUCUCGACUUAAUAGCAUGGAUAAUACGCGAGAUAACUAUCGAUUUUCUACCCAUACUCACAUCCAUAAGAGAAUCCAUACCCAGGAAAAUAUCAACGACAAUAGAAUUCAAUCACAGGAAGAAGAGGAUAUGGAACUUACCCAAAACAGUACACAGGAUAAUACUACUAGAGAUUAUACGCAUACCUAUCCACACAACAGAACUGAUUCACAAGAUAAAACAAUUCACUCACAACAGGGAGAGGAGGAGGAGGAAGAAGAUAUGGAAAUUACCCAAAGAAAUUCACAACGAAGUGACAUGGAAAUUACCCAAGAACCUCGCAUGGAAAAUACACAAAACAGUGAUAUGUUUAUUACCGAAAGAUCAGCUUUUAUUGAUAGACACAAGAGAGAUAUCCCCGUAGCACAUAAUUAUACUCAGGACUUUACAGAUGGCGACAGUAUGGUGAUCACUCAAGAGUUUACACGAAAUAUCACUACACGGGUAUCACCACCUAGAUCUCCUUCGAUAUCGCCUAUAAGAUCACCUCUUAGAACACCGGAGAGAUCGCCAAUUAAAUCAACACAUUCACCAUUGUUUGGAACACCACAUAAAUCAUCAUUGGGAUCACCACAUGUAUCGCUUUUUGGUACACCGUCAGAAUCCUCGCAAAGAUCUCCUUUUGGGACACCAUUGGGAGCACAUGUAUCACCCAACAUUCGAACCCCUCAAAGAGCCCAAUCAGGAACACCACAAAGAAACUUGACAUCCCAAAGAACUCCUAUAGUAGGAUCACCACUCAGGACAGAGACGUUACAAAAAACACCUCUAGGAACCCCACGAAGAACCCCUUUACAAAGCCCUCAAAGAUCCACACCACAGAGAACACCUCUUCAAGUGAUACAAAGAACUCCAACAAGAAGCUCGUUCCUUGGUUCGCCUGCUGGAUCAACCCAAAGACGUCGAAUUUCCGAAUUUUCGCCCAGAUCGUUUUACGAGAGAAGCCCAUUUUCUGAACGUAACGAGUCUCUGCAUGAUGUUCAUGAUGCAUAUUCGCCCCAUUUUUAUGACCCCAAAGAUGAUAUUUCUAUCAGACAACGCAAAAUGACGUUAUCGGAAUACCUGUCUCAUGCCGGGAUUACAUUUCCUGAUGAUUUGCCGGUCGAAAAAGACGAAUCCAACCACGGUGACGAGAAUGAUGUACCAGACAAUCAAGAAACGACUUUCGAAUCAUUGCCAAUCUUACCUGAACUUUAUCUCUAUCAAGAGGCCUGCGAUCAAUUGAUUGUAUCGAUAAAAAAUAGCGACGAUAUUAUCGAUAAGAUUGAUCGGGAAGUCAGUACGACCAACCCACAACUCUUUGUGGAAUUUAUGGAUGCCAACGUCUCCUCGCAAAUGAAAAUUUCUCAGCAGUUGAGGGAUAUUAAGAAAUACAGCUUGCUUAAAUCGGAACGAGAAUGGAUCUCUCUGUGGACCGAGAAAUUAAAGGAGUUUCCGAGUGUAUUGAAGGAUUACCAGGCUAUAUUGGAUCAGUACCACGACUUGCAAGUUAUUCAAGCUCAAAAGUUGGGAAAAAUUGAAAGGUACAAACAAGGUUUAAGUGUCGAUUUGCAGAAUUACCGUCAAAGAGAACAAGACAAUCAAUCAAUUGAUCACCAAAAGAUGUCAGAACUAAAGAAAGAAAUUGAAUACCAAGGGUCUUUUUACAAUGAGUUGAAGAAUUCAGUAAACAGUUUAAAUGACCGCGAUCAACAAUUAUCUGAAGAAGAUAAGGCUCUGGAUGAUGAAAUUAAACAAUUGAAUGAGUCACUCAAAGAGGCAGAAUUGGCAACCGAGAAAACAUCCAACAUCACUGUCAAAGACUUGGUCUAUGCGAAAAACGACUACCAAGAGUAUUCAGAAUUAUUCAGAUGGAAAUUAAAAAGAAAUGACGAGCAAGUGUUACACGUAGAAAUUGGCCGAGGCAUUGAUAUCCUGAUUGAUCUGGAAAAACUAUCGCAUCGCUCUUCAGAUGCUGUGACUUGGCAAAUAGCAAGUAGUUUAGCUGAUGAUUUGGGACCUAUUGUUGAGCUAUUGCAUGGUUUUGACAUCAUUGCUCAAAACAGGUCGGAUCCAAAAGAGAUUCUGCAAGAUAUGGAAUUCUAUUGGAGCUCAGUGGAGAUUAUUAAACGACAACUUGAUCGCGCAACUGCAAGAAGCUGGACUAAACUUACGACACUCGAAGAUCCUUCGGAUUCAUUAAUGGCUGGUUUUAAAUACGAUAUUUGUCUAUUUAGUUUUGAAGAAAAAUUAAGGAUAGAAAUCAGUUUUGAGAUAAAAGUCAAGGAUGUUUUUAAUUUUCCUGCCAUCGACUUUCAAACCUUGUCUUUAAAAGUUCGCUAUGGAAAUGUCGAGCGUGACACUAUGGAAAAUUUAAUCGUUCAAGAAUUUACAGAAAAUGGCAUCAUUGGUCUAGAUCAAGGACUUAAGAACAUUCUUGCGAAGGCUUCAGAUUUGCAACGAACAAAUUCAUAACUUUACUAAUCUCCUCCAAGAAAGCAUGUAUUAAAAAUUGGCAUUUAUUAAGUAAUUCAUCCACGUUGCAUUUGACAUGUGUAGUUUGCAUAUAAAAAAAAAUGGGGCCCAAUCAAACAGUUUCAUAUGGAGUGAGACCUUUUGGCUUGUAU
Mucor mucedo is the source of this 3570-nucleotide messenger RNA. RefSeq names its product Spc7 kinetochore protein-domain-containing protein. Gene Ontology annotation, biological process: mitotic spindle assembly checkpoint signaling; protein localization to kinetochore; mitotic sister chromatid biorientation. Lineage: Eukaryota; Fungi; Mucoromycota; Mucoromycetes; Mucorales; Mucoraceae. The record is from RefSeq and is a predicted model, not a curated record. The transcript has 12 exons. The coding region runs from base 311 to 3418 and encodes 1035 amino acids.